AUGGCGACCAGCACCUCUUCAAAGCCAGGCCUCAACAGCAAUGUCUGUACCGUCGAGAUCCACUCGGCUGACGAUUUACCUCCUCGUCAGAGUGGUUCGUCUUCUAUAUCACGAUCCCUUCGCAAAUACAUCUGGGCCGUGGUCUGGUGCCUCUACUUGCUCUGGUGCAUCCUGGCCAACAACUACGCAAAGACAGCCGGGCAGUCAGUGCUAGGUAUCCCUCAAUUUCGCAAGGAUUUUGGCAGCCCUUACCACGGUAACUAUGUCCUGUCGGCCAAGUGGCAGUCGGCCUACUAUGGCGCUCCCCAGGCAGCCGCUGUCAUGGGCGCAUUGAGUGCGGCCUGGGUCGGCGACAAGGUCGGUCGUAGGCUCGCGCUCGGGUUUAUCUUUGCCGUCAGACUCACGGCCGUCACGCUGGAAUUCAUCGCGACCACGAACGACAUCUUCUUUGCGGGACGGUUCUUGGGCGGGUUUUCCACGGGCGGCACCAACUCGCUGUGUAUGGCAUAUAUCGGAGAGAUCACGCCUUUGCCCCUGCGCGGGGUGCUCACGGCGGCCGUGCCCAUCUCGCUGAUCACCGGCGCCCUCUCGUCUGCCCUGGUGGUCAACUUCACCGGCAACCAGGCCAGCCGCUGGGCGUAUCGGAUCGCCUUCGUGUCGGGCUACGGCUUCAUGGGUCUGGCGGCUGUCGUGCUCCCGUUCAUGCCGGAGUCGCCCUGGUGGCUGGUCAGCCACGGCAAGGACGAGCAGGCCCUCAAGGCGCUCAAGAGGAUCGGCUACCCGGCCGAUGCAGACGCCGCGCUCAAAAUGGCCGAGAUCAAACGCGUGCUGGCCAAGACCGUCGAGGAAACCUCCGGCGCCACGUACACGGAGUGCUUCCGCCGCUCCAACCUGCGCCGCACCGUCAUCGCCGCCAUGCCCCUGACCAUCCAGACCUUCUCGGGCGUGGCCUUUGUGGGAUCCUACACGACCUACUACCAGCAGCUCGCCGGCUACAGCACCGCGGCCAGUUUUCAUCUGUUUAUCGUCCAACAGGUCCUGUCGGGCGCCGGGAAUGUUUGUUCGUGGUUCUUGAUCGAUCGAGUCGGACGCCGGCCCCUGACGCUCUGGGGCAUGAUUAUACUGACGCUGAUUCUCUUAAUCACUGGCGGCCUCGCCGUCUCCGGCACGCCGCCGGCCAUCAAAGGCACAAUCGCGCUCCUCCAGCUCUUCUCCUUCGUCUACAACGCCACCAUCGGCGCCACCGCCUUUACUAUCCUCACCGAGAUCCCCACCGCUCGCCUGCGAGCCAAGACGGCGUCCAUAUCUGUGGGGUUGCAGAGCGCACUCUUCACCAUGUGGGGAUUCGUGCUCCCCUACCUGUUCAACCCGGACAAGGCCAACCUGGGCGCCAAGGUGACCUUCAUCUUUGGGGCUUUGUCAGUCCUCUCCAUCGUCUACCUGUGGUUGUGCCAGCCCGAGUCCGCGGGGCUGAGCUACGAGCGCCUGGACGAGCUGUUCAUCGCCCGCGUCAAGACCAGGGGAUUCAAGGAUCGUGGACCUGGCGAUGCCAUGCAGACCGACGAAGAUGGAAACAGCACGGGCUCGGAUGCGGGAGCUGGAAUUGAAACAGGAACGGGCAAAGUGGACGGCAAGAUCGAGCAUUCGGCUAUUUGA
Molecule: messenger RNA, 1656 nt
Organism: Fonsecaea erecta
Lineage: Eukaryota; Fungi; Ascomycota; Eurotiomycetes; Chaetothyriales; Herpotrichiellaceae
Exons: 4
Coding region: 1-1656 (551 amino acids)
Biological process (GO): carbohydrate transport; transmembrane transport
Cellular component (GO): membrane
Molecular function (GO): carbohydrate:proton symporter activity
Source: RefSeq, a predicted model, not a curated record